Amoebophrya sp. A120 is the source of this 3079-nucleotide messenger RNA. The record is from the annotation of a GenBank genome assembly. NCBI's taxonomy places the organism in Eukaryota, Dinophyceae, Syndiniales, Amoebophryaceae.
GGAGAUUUUCACCUUGUGCCACACUACUGUGCGGAGCCUGAAUCCCACGCAGCUGUCCCGCGGCCAUUUCGACCGCGUUUUGUCGGCCAUGAUCAUGGCGAAGUUCCACAAGCAGUACCGCAAGCGCUUGAACGGCUUCUCUGAAGAGGAGUUGCAGCAGGUGUUCGAGUUCGCGAAGCACACCUACCCGGAGGCUGGUGACGACGGUCUCUUUUUCCACGCCGACCAUUCCGAAGAGUUUGCGCGGGAUUGCUGUGAGUUGAUGCGGAACAGGCGUGCCGCGCAGAACGACCAGAACUCGCUCUUGUUGGAGCACGAGAUGAUUCAUGGGGCGGUAUAGUUGCAUUUUUUCAAAAGUUGUUCGUAGGAUGCGUCUACUCCUCCGUCGUUAGGCACAUCAAGUGGGUUUUUUACUUUUCAGUCCAUAUAGAUGUUGAUGCUGGGCAUUGGGCUUUUUCUUUUUUGUCCAACCCGCCACGCAUGACAAAUCUACCAACAAAACAUACCCCCCAGGACCACUACCUGAAAGUCCACCCGGAUGAUUUUGGGCUCUUGUACGAUAACUGGGACCCGAGUACGAAGGAGGAACAAGAGUUGAAAGCGCGGAGCAAGAAGUUUUGCUCGGAGCUGUCGGUCUUGAUCAACAAGUAUGUCGCGAACACCCCGGGGUGCGUCUCUGGAACCUAUGAGGUAAAGACUACUCCUCUAGUUUCGGGAUGUUUUUGUUAUAGCCUGUCCCAGGCAGAUACAUACGAUUAUGAAACUGGCGUGCAUGUUUUGAGACUUAACACCCCACACAGAUAUGAAGUUUUAAUUUACAACUCUCGCUAGGUUGUCACCUUGCCUGCCCCCGCGACGAUUGAGAAGACGAAGUUAAAAGAAAAAAUGCGCGUCAAGGCCUAUUACGGUGGUGAACUCGAAAUGGGCGAGGUCAACAAGGUCAGCACCCCCUCGACGGUCACCAACAUGAUCGACGAGCGGCUGAAAAGCCUCCGCUCCAAGUACCGCGAGGCCGAGAACCAGGCGAAGAAGCAGCACGAGUCGAAGGUGACCCAGAUCAAAAAGGGCCUCCGCAAAGAAGCCAAGGAACGGGAGAAAUCCGAAAAGGCCGCGAAAAAGAAGAAGAGUAUUACUCUUGUCGUUUUCUCGAGUACUAUUUCUGUCGCCCAGUAAAAACGCAUCGUCAAUGACUGCAGACCCACAUCUAUUUUCCCGCAUGGUCAUAUCUGAACGUCGAAACCCGCAAUGAAAUAUCUCGCAGAUAAUUUGGCUGCGGCGGUUGCCGUCUCUUCGGAUGAGGACGACGAUGACAACCUGGGCAACAUGAACUUCGAGUCCCACAACGACAUGCAGCGCCUCAUGCAGGAGGAGGCCGCCCGGUUUAAGGCCGCGAAGCUGUUGUACGAAAGCGAGUGCAACCGUUUGGCGGAGAUCGCGAAGAAGCAGUCCUCCGAGCCGCACUCUUUGAUCAAGAUCCUCUCGUGGGAUGAUGACGACAAGCCGGUAAUCGACAGCAUAUUUCUUUCGAUUAUUUCACGAAGGACGCAUAUUGAUGUUGUGUUUUGCAGUAGUGAGAAUUUGUUGCAUUUGCAUGAGAAUAGCUGGCGAUGAGAGGUAGCUGUGGUGCGUGUGUGGCCCACCAUCUUUUCGCUGGGUAAUGUUGCCUGGUUCCCAUUCGUAUAAAUAAUGCAAAAAUCUACUGCGACAACAGGUGACGGUCCCCACGGCGAACUGCUCGAUCGACCGCGGGCAUUACGCGGUGGACUUCAGCGGGCCCGGAAACCUGUAUGAGACCAAGACGAUCAUGUACGAGAACUGCUGCCUCGGAAUCGCGGCCUUGCUCCCCCUCACCUGCAACAGGGACACCGGUUGUGCGUUGGCCCUGCGAUUCAAGACCACGAACAUUGGGCCGGACAAGUGGAAAAACAAGUUCUGCCUCGUCCCGUUUGCCAUGGUAAGCGCAUGGCAAAUAAAGAUAUUCAUGAUGUCCGAUUGAGAUAAUGACAAGAAAUCACGUUGCUCAUGGAUUCGGGACGAUCUCGCUUUUUUUUGUUGUAGUUGUGCAAAAUGUAACAUGUAAAUUUCGAACAACACAGUCCUGCGGCCCGAACCCGAUCACUACCUUCAAUGACCCGUUGCUGGACCAGCCGAAGAAGUCCAAAAAGGUCAAAUUUGCGGACGAAGUGGUGCCGAAGACCGUGAGCUUCCUCGACAUGGAGUUCCUCCUCGCCGUCGAGCCGGAAGACCAGUCCUUGAAGGUCAAGGGCAUCACCAAGAAGUCGAAGGACGCCCGCGAGAAGCAGAUGCAGCGUGAGCAGGAGAUGGUUUCCAAGACGUUGGCCUUCAGUCAGUCCGCGCCGGAGGGUUCUUCGUCUUCUUCCAAAUCUUCCUCGUCCUCGUCUUCCAGCUCCACCAAGAAGUAGAAGGUCGUGGUCUUUUCUAGAAGUCGAAUCGAGAACAGCGCUUCGGUAAAACUAAGAGAAGUCUUUCUGUGUCGUGACGGAGAGAGCGAGAUGAGAAACCCAGCGGCUUUGAUAGACGGCAUAGUGGUCAGUCAUUUCCUGAGUCUUCAUCUUCUGUUUCUGUUUACUCUGAGACGUUGACCGUGUGGUAUUGUUGCUGCUCUUUCGGUCACGUAAGACGAUUGUUUUUUCCCCACCUGCACGCGCGACCGAUAUAAAGAGUUUCUGUUGUCUUAUUUAUCUUGAUCUUCGUAUUAUUGUCAUCUUCACUUCUAUCCAGACGCACUUUUCUACUUUGUUUUUAUUUUCUUACUCUGCUUGGCAACAUGACUGCAACUUCGGCUUUUCUACACAUCUGCUUUAUUAGGUUUUGCUCCGUCUCUACCUCGAUCUGACUGUAUUGUAGUUUGCGUGCUAUGUCAAUUUCUUUUUUCCACCUGUCUGGUACAUACAAAAACUGAUUGAUGGACCAACCCUGCAGUGCAACUAGCAAUGCAAGAGAAACAAAAUUCAAUCGCUUUGGAUUCUAAUCAUCUGGUCCACAAGCUUUGCGGACAAUUCAAGGAUGAUGCACCUGCGUCGUAGGUCGGUGCGUAAUUUGAAUGGUGACUCUUGCC